Messenger RNA from Mesitornis unicolor (brown roatelo), 517 nucleotides. Its product is annotated as tumor protein 63-like. Gene Ontology annotation, cellular component: nucleus. The transcript is spliced from 3 exons. Gene Ontology annotation, biological process: apoptotic process; regulation of transcription by RNA polymerase II. The annotation marks the transcript as partial. Gene Ontology annotation, molecular function: RNA polymerase II cis-regulatory region sequence-specific DNA binding; DNA-binding transcription factor activity, RNA polymerase II-specific. Lineage: Eukaryota; Metazoa; Chordata; Aves; Mesitornithiformes; Mesitornithidae. The record is from RefSeq and is a predicted model, not a curated record.
GUUUGUAGAAACUCCGAGCCACUUCUCCUGGAAGGAGAGUUACUACCGGUCGGCCAUGUCCCAGAGCUCUCAGCCCAGGGAGUUCCUUAGCCCAGAGGUGCUCCAGCAUAUCUGGGAUUUCCUGGAACAGCCAAUAUGCUCAGUUCAGCCGAUCGAUCUGAACUUCAUCGAUAGCCCAUCUGAAAAUGGCCCUACAAAUAAAAUUGAGAUCAGCAUGGACUGCGUCCGGGUGCAGGAUACGGAGCUGAACGACCCAAUGUGGCCGCAGUACACGAACCUGGGGCUCCUGAACAGCAUGGACCAGCAGAUCCAGAACGGCUCUUCCUCCACCAGCCCCUACAACGCGGAGCACGCGCAGAACAGCGUCACGGCCCCCUCGCCUUACGCCCAGCCCAGCUCCACGUUUGACGCCCUCUCGCCCUCCCCGGCCAUCCCUUCCAACACAGACUACCCAGGACCUCACAGCUUCGACGUAUCAUUUCAGCAGUCCAGCACAGCAAAAUCGGCGACGUGGACG